AUGGAAAGUUUAAGCGACCGUAUGUUGAGGUACAAACCGGAUACUUUAUUUGAAGUGAGAAAAGAAUUGAACCUUGAUAAGCCGGGACGAAUUAAUGAAGCUAUCGAUAUUUUGGAAGACUGGGUGCAAAAGCAGCCGCAUUUCGCUAAGAAGGAUUUUCCUCGAGAGUACCUAGAAAGAUUCAUAGUUACGUCAAAAGGUUUAGUGGAGAGAGCGAAAGAAAAGUUGGACAAACUAUGCACCUUCAAGACACUGAUGCCAGAAUUCUUCAGUCCGAUCGAUGUCAAGAAAGAACUGGAACCCAUACAACAAAUUAUACACACAGCACAUCUCCCAGAAAUGACUCCUCAGCAUCACAGGGUCUACAUCGCCAAGAUUGUCUCUGAAAACUUGGAGUCUUCAUACGUCUUCAGUUACUAUAAGUACUUGACUGCGAUUAGUGAAUAUAUGAUGCAGGCCGAAUACUGCUCCGGGUUCCAAAUUAUUUUGGAUUAUUCCCAAAUCAACAUUCUAAGUUUUGUGACUAAGAUCAAUCCUAUGGAGCUGAGACAAAUCAUUACUUUAAUGACUGAAGGCUACGGCUGUCGGAUAAAGGGUAUCCACGUGAUCUCGUCCUCCAAAAUGGUGGAUACCUUAAUAUCCAUGCUGAAGCAGGUGUUCAGUGCUAAACUUGGUGAUAGAAUACAUUUACAUAAGACUCCCGACACGCUGAGCGAUUUUGUGCCUAAAGAAAUUAUGCCAUCAGACUAUGGUGGCAAGGAGAAAUCUGUUUUGGAAUUAAAUAAAGAAUGGGUGGAAGUGAUUAACUCCAAAGAGUUUCUGGAGUAUAUGAGCAUCAUGAACAAAGCCAAUACCAUCGAAUCCUGCAGACAAUCGAGCAAGUUCACUGAGAACUACGUUGGAAUGCCCGGGUCCUUCAGAGCUUUGAGUGUCGACUAA
Molecule: messenger RNA, 939 nt
Organism: Spodoptera littoralis (African cotton leafworm)
Lineage: Eukaryota; Metazoa; Arthropoda; Insecta; Lepidoptera; Noctuidae
Source: the annotation of a GenBank genome assembly